This is a messenger RNA of Chaetomium strumarium, 2777 nucleotides long. RefSeq lists its product as uncharacterized. The transcript has 5 exons. NCBI's taxonomy places the organism in Eukaryota, Fungi, Ascomycota, Sordariomycetes, Sordariales, Chaetomiaceae. Gene Ontology annotation, molecular function: zinc ion binding; DNA-binding transcription factor activity, RNA polymerase II-specific. Bases 425 to 2410 code for a protein of 661 amino acids. Gene Ontology annotation, biological process: regulation of DNA-templated transcription. The record is from RefSeq and is a predicted model, not a curated record.
CAGUAAUGCCUCCAUCCCUUGUCGAUCAUCGUCUGUUACGCGCCGUAAUCAUCAAUUAUCUUGAUCGCCAUUAUCAAGCCGCCUCUUGCAUUGUAACAGCGUAGACUGCAGGUGUACUGUAUGAAAUCAUACACACAAAACGCUAAGCAGUUCAGCUGGCUUUAUUAAACUCCGGCCGAAGCCCAUGAUGCUUCGCGAUUUAGCCUUGUUUUGGUUUAGGAAGCGAUCAGCGACUAGGCUCGUUAUGGCCUGGCGUUUGUCCUGGCGUCAUGCAUGUCGGAGUAGGCCCCGGGUUUAUCCCUGCGAACUCUUCUCUGCUUCACCUCAACAUUUCUCCUCCACUAGUCCACAUCGUUGGCGUCGAUGGCUCGCCGCCAGCCCAUACGCCGCCACCUCCGUCGCGUGACACUCCGAUGACAGCGGCAUGGAUGAUUGCGCAGUUGUGCUCCGGUCGCAACUAGCCAGGGCCGUGGACGGGGAGCAACCGAGCCCGCCUGAUCUGAGGCAGCUGGCGCGGCGAUCUACAAACCGAACGUCGCCAGACCGCGGACCAAAUGGCGACAGACGACCCCGCCGAUUGCGACGGGCCCUCAACAAAUUCGCAUGCUGCAGGUGCCAGAAGAAGAAAACAAAGUGCGACGGCGAACGGCCAUUAUGCGGUGCAUGCGUGAAGCGCGGCGACCUCGACUGCCAAUAUCCGGUCCGAGAGGGUGCUGUCUCACGCUACGCGGACCUAAAGUUGACGUCUGAGAAACUGAAGCGCGAAAACCGGGAUCUCAACGAGUUGUUUGCCUUUAUCAUCUCCACGCCGGAGACGGAAGCCUUUGAAGUGUAUCGCAGGCUACGAGCUACCCGGGAUCCCAUCGCGACACUCAACUUUCUCAAAGACGCCGACACCUUUCUCCGCAACCCUUCACCGGGUGAGUAUGGCACUGCCGACGCAGAGGUCUGGAGAAUCGAUGCGGUAGCACUCGCAAGAAGCGUCAUCAAGGUUCCCGCUCGACCGUGGACCUCCGUCGCCGGGGAUGGCUUGGUAUCAGACCUCGUAUCAUCCUUCUUCAAGUGGGACGCCCCGUUUAUAUGGUCCCUCAUCGACAGGGACCUUUUCAUCCGGGAUAUGCGACGCGCAAGUCAACUCUCAAGCCAGUUCUGUUCACCAUUCCUUGUAAACUCUCUCUGUGCGAUGCGGUCGAUAUUCUCCGAGAACGUCCGACUUGUCAGCCGCGCAGCUCAAACCAGUCUUGCCUCCCGCUUCUUGACAGAGGCCAAGCACCACCUAGACCUCGAAGCAGGGAAAGUAUGUCUGACAACGGUCCAGGGACUCUGGUUGAUGUACUCGGUGUCGUGUCAUGAUGGGACCAACAGAGCCGGGUCUAUGUACCGCCUCGCGGCUCUCGACAUGCUCUCGAGGCUGAACCCGGAGAAGCUGUUUGCUGAAAUGAGCGACCAAAUACCCGGGGAGGCAGAGAUGCGCCGAGCAUUAGCACGGCUGCAUUGGGGCAUGUUCAAUAUCGAAUGUGUGUUAUCCAACGUCUAUCUUAAGCCGCCGCUGAUACCACCUCCCACGCUCCCCUAUUCUUACGAUGAGCGCGACGUUCCUGGCCCCAAUACAGACGUCUUUGGGCAGCCUUCCGGACCGUAUUCUCCAGAGCCACCCUUUUCACCGGGUGUGCUGCCCUUGAUGAAUCAGGUUUCGGUCCAUCAAUACCGCGUCAUAGAAUACAACACCCUGCCACGACGCACCGCGAGCUGGGAACAGGACAUGCGCGUCAGACGAGACUUCCUUUUGCAACUAGGAACGCUAGAAGGAUCUUUGCCCCCGACUCUCCGCUACCGCGAAAACAUGACGCCGCAGACGGUAUUUCUAAAAAGUUACCUGAACGUUGUAGCCUACAACGUACUCCGCCCAUUGCACGCCAACACAGUCGUCGCAGAGGGCCGCACGGCCAAGGAGAUCACGAUCGACCUCUGCGCCGUCGACACCGACCUCAUCGAAGCCUACGUCCGCCGCUGGGGACUGGCGGACUACUCGUCCUUCCUCGCGACGGGCGUCUACAACAUCACAGGGACCAUACUCCCCUUCCUGGACGAACCUCGCGCGUGCAACAUAUUUGUCCGCGGCUGUGCCUUGCUGCGGCUGCUCCAGCGGAACCUUGGCGUCGCCAGGAGGUUUGCGCAGGGGAUCCUGUCCAUGUUGCGGAGGAUGGGCCAGCGGAUCCCGGACGAGGCGAUCCCCUACUUUGAGGGGCUGGAGGCGGACAUCCGGGAGCUGAAGAGUGUGCCGGUCGACUUUGCCCUGCCGGUGCGGCCUGAGAUGAGCACGGCGUUGGCCGCGGAGGAUGUUGCCGAGGGCAGAACCCUCGGCGCUGAUCUCGCGACCCUGUUGGAAAAAUGGGGCACUGGUGGCUAAAGCGUGCUGGCAAGGUAGGAUUACUGUGCUCUAUAGGUAAUGGUGGGUUUCCUGGCGUGGCACUUGCAUUGAUCUGACGGGAGAAUGGAAGUACGCGGACAUAAUGGGUGGCUGUAAAGGGUCGGUUUGUUUGCCAGGGACAAAGGCUUUGUCGGCGCAUUGUUCCUUUCCGCACAAAGCCGUUUGUUUCCUUGACAAUGAGACUGUCAACUGGAUCUCAUGUUUGCCGAUGGUUCUAUUUUCUAUAUUAACCCUUGAAUCUCAGACCCUUAAGGUACAACGGGCUGUGAUGUACCCCUGGCCUUCAUACAACCAUGAGUGACCACGCAACUAAUCCUUCCGCCUCUACCCACACCGAUAGUGAGCA